Glycine soja is the source of this 606-nucleotide messenger RNA. RefSeq lists its product as uncharacterized. The transcript has 3 exons. Bases 137 to 523 code for a protein of 128 amino acids. Lineage: Eukaryota; Viridiplantae; Streptophyta; Magnoliopsida; Fabales; Fabaceae. The record is from RefSeq and is a predicted model, not a curated record.
CAUACGUGCCCCCUCGCGUCCCUUCAUCUCUCCUCAUCUCAUUCCUCAUUUUGCUUCUUUCAUCAUUCCGCCCCCAUUCCCCUCUCCUCCAGAGGAAUCACAGAAAACCCAAACCCCCCACCGCCUGGACUCCUCUAUGGUUGCCAUUGAUGCCGAGGUCGGGGAUUUGGACGUGGUCUUGGAUUUGGACGAGGUGGGGGACGUGGUCGUGGGUUUAGUCGCGACUCUUCCAAUGACGAGAACUCAUUCCCUACCAGUGGAGCUCCUUAUAAUCAGGUUUCUUUUGAAGGAAAUGCUUGGAAGUCUUCUGAAAGACGUGGUUAUGGUGGACCACGAGGUCCUUACCGUGGUGGUGGUGGUCGUCAUGGAGGUUUCAGCAAUGGUGAAACUGGUGAAGCUAAAGAAGGACGACCUCGGAGAGCAUUUGAUCGUCGCAGUGGGAUUGGAUGAGGAAAUGAAUUCAAACAUGAAGGUUCAGGACGUGGUAACUGGGGAACCCAAACUGAUGAACUUGCUCAGGUAACUGAUGAGGUUGCGAAUGAAACUGAAAAGAAUUUGGGUGACGAGAAGCCUGCAGUUGAAGAAGAUGUAGCUGAUGGUAACAUC